AGCCUGUUUAGUUCAUGGGAGAACUGAAGGAGGAGGUUGCUCCUGUUCGGCUGGCCUUCCCUCCCCAGCAAACCUCCACCACUGGAUCCCGAUGAGCUAACUUCCCAGGAAUGUAGCAAUUACAGCCUUCUCAGGUGGAGAGGCGGCUGCCCGCCAAAGGCACGCCUUAUUUGCUGGUAGAGCGAGGAAGAGAAGGUAUUGUUGGAUACACCUCCUAGAAGAGGAGCGAUGGCCUACCAAAGCCAUCGGAGGCUCUCCAUGCCUGCCCAGGUUGGAGCAGGCGGGAUGUCUCCAGAUCUUAACUUCUGGGGAAAAGAGGAAGCGAAGAGGAUCUUCUGCUCCCAGGACAGUGUGAAAAUACUAAGAUUAACUCUCCAGAAUGAUCUCCCCGGCGACAGACGCGAUCAAGUGAAACAAAAGCCAGUGGGCAGAGCCUUUGCCAUGGUGGCCAACCGGCCCACGAGCAACCACUCCUUGGCUUCGGAAUGCAUCAAGUUCAACGAUGGCAAUGAGGAGAUCAUCAAGGUGUACCUAAAAGCACGGGCCGACGACAGAGCCAGACACGAAAAGAGCCUCCAUCAGCUGAAAAGUGACAGCUCUCAUCUCCAAGAGCUACCGUCGGAAAAAACGAAUGGCGUCCAUCCAUACAGAACUGCCUCCUACCGAAGCAUGUCCGUAAGCCAGGAGGAGCCGACCUAUCCGAGCGAAGACAUCACGAUCAUGCGCGAGACAACCAAGCGGCUCUUCUCGAAGCUCCAGGAGGCCGAGAAGCGACACCAGUCAGACAGAGCCGCCUAUGAGACAUCCAUCUCCCACUACCGGCGGGAAGCAGAGCAGUCGGGCACAGCGCUCAAGAGGGCGGAGGUGGAGAUGGAAGAAAAGGACCUGAAACUGGAGGAAUUACAGCGGCUUCUGACGGGGAUGGAGAAGGAGCACCAGGCCCUGCUGCAGAAGAUGAAAGACGGCGAGUUGGAGCUGGAGGCCCUGAGGGAUCUUGAGAGAGACAAGCUGGCUGAACAGGAAAGGUCAGCCAAACUAGAGAAGGAGGUUGCCACCUUGCGGGAGAAAAUCCACCACCUGGAUGACAUGCUGAAGAGCCAGCAACGCAAAGUCCGGCAGAUGAUUGAGCAGCUUCAGAACUCCAAAACUGUGAUCCAGUCCAAGGACGCCAUUAUCCAGGAACUGAAAGAGCGUGUGUCCUACCUGGAAGCUGAGAACCUGGAGAUGCAUGAUCGCAUGGAGCAUCUCAUUGAGAAGCAGAUCAACCCCGGGGGCCAGAGCACCAGACCCCGCUCCAAAUCCGAGUAUGUCAGCAGCAAACGGCCCACCAGGUCUUUGGGCCCCAAACCGUUGCCUCUCAUCCGAGUGGUAGAGACAUGAACUGGCUCUCGCCGCUGCCUCCCCCACAAAGAAGCCCACCAUGACUCGCAGAGCCAGCUGCUUUCGCUCCACCACUUCUUGAUGUUUUCCCCCAAAGACAAGCGACUCCCCCUGGCAUGGUGCAGCGCCACCAGCAGGGUCUCCCUUUUGGCCAAAGAGAAGCCAACAGACUUUGGGACUGUGGGGGCAUGAGAUUGUACAAAAGAGGGAUCCACAACGCUCUUUCCCCAAAGGCUGGGAGAAGAACCCUUUCUCUUAAUAUCCUUGCAAUAAAACUAGCCCGUUAGCGGAACAGUGCCUUUAAGUUUCCCCCUUCCCCUUUGAAUUUGGGUAACUUGCUCUGUUUAGUGCAGCAGGGUAUAAAAUUUGUCCAGAGACAAACGGGUAUUCCUGUUGGGGAAUACUUUCUCGGGCUUAGUGCUUUCUAAAGGCCUUUUGGACUGGGCCGGAGAGGCAAAGAAUUCUCUCUCUCUCUCCCCCAGCCUAGCAUUUGUCUGAAUCAGUAGUGUGCCCCACAUUGCUCUGUGGGUCCCAUUUAGAACCCAGCCAGCCGCUAUCUGAACUCACCCUGCUUUGGGUUGUGUUUCAGAGUCACACCGGGGUGUCAUGGGACUACGGUGCAUAGACUAGAACUUAGCAUUGUGUAUAUAUGAAUGCGACCUUACUGAGGAGUGUACAGAGACAGGCGGGACAUUCUGGCUGAAUUUUUCAGAGCGAAAUUCUGGGGCAGAGGUACCAGGGUGCCCGAGGCAAGCCGAUCGCUCUUCAGCUAAAGGAUCUCCAAUCGCAAAGCCGGCAGAGAACUCUCUUAACCCUGGCGCAUCUCCUCUCGUCAGUGCGUAUGGUACGAAGCUAGAUGGACCAAGGUCUCGAUUGAGUUGAAGGUACCUGCAUUAGCUUCAUGUGCUCCCACUUGACUGUAGCCAUGCCCCAAACGAAUCCUUCCUUUGAAAAAUAUCUGGACAGGCAAGCAGCUGUAGAAACAGAAGGCUGAAGAAUUGCAGUGUGGUGGGACAGGGAAACGCUUCAUUCCUUUCAUGUUGCGCCUUUGCAGCUGAGAGAGAGGCUGUGAACGUCUUCACUAAAGAUGCUUCAGACCUCUUCAGGGGCUUAUAUUUAUUCUGUAAGUUAUUGGGCUAGUCCACAUGAUCGGAAUCCAGACAGCAGGAGGAGGGUCCAGCCAGGGUAAGAGAACUGGGUGUGCCUCUGAUUGGCAGUCGUAGGGACCCCAAGAUGAAGGGAGGAGGAGGGAGAGCAAGGCAGGAGCCGAAUUGGAUGGCUUUCCGCCCACCCUCGGUAAAAUGUUGGGUAGAAAAUCUGAGGACGGCUUGUCCAUAUGACUCGGCUCCGCCUUGCCUCUGAUCACUCUCCCCACCUCUUACCUGGGUUUUUCUCAUGUGAACUGGCCUCUUGAAUAGCAAUAAUUGCUUAGGAAUAACUACCACGGUGCGUGAUCUCAAUCGGCCUUGCUGUGUGUGAGGCUGUCUCCUCUGUCCAGGGUUAAGGAAUCCCCCCGGUUUAUCCAGCAUGGCUUGUCUUUUGGUUAACUUUACAGUAUCAAAAUCUGCGCCUCUUGCAUCCACAUCAGAGGGCAGGAAAAGCUUUUGGCUUUUUGGAUAAUUUCUGGCAUGCUGAGCGGCAUAGCUGUGCGGAAGUGAAAACGAGGGCGUUGUAAAACCAGAUGGGAACCCCGUCAGCCUUAAAUGUGUCUGGGUCCAAAUGUUCUGAAUGUACAGUAUAUAGCUGGUUUAAAUAAAAUUAAAGUCCAAAAAAAA
Molecule: messenger RNA, 3155 nt
Organism: Hemicordylus capensis (graceful crag lizard)
Lineage: Eukaryota; Metazoa; Chordata; Lepidosauria; Squamata; Cordylidae
Gene: TUFT1
Product: tuftelin 1
Exons: 12
Coding region: 229-1380 (383 amino acids)
Biological process (GO): intracellular signal transduction
Cellular component (GO): I band; intracellular anatomical structure
Source: RefSeq, a predicted model, not a curated record